AUGUUACCGUUUCUACAGCGCCAUUGGGAGGCCGGAUUGGAAGGCCCUCUUAUCGAGGAAAUGAUCAGCAGUGCCUUCAGCGACUUUGCCCCUUACGCAGGCGCAGAGCAACAGCAGCUGCGGUUUGUCCGCCGACAGAUGGAUGGCACAACGUCGUCCUUUAUGUACGAUGACGAGGGGGAUUGGGCUGUGAAUGUUGAAAAUCGAAACAUUGGCGCCGUGGCAUUUUCAACGAGAAGAGAGGUCUUGUGUGACUUGCGUGCACGGGUUCCAUUGCGAUUAGGUUCCGUGGAGAAUGAUAACCAUAACGACAAGCCAGGUGGCAAUGCUGACCGGACGGAAAUUUCUCACGCAGUCUCUUCUCAAACAAGAGACAGUCAACGUCGUUUUAUCUCCUCCGCUGUGCUGCCGUCUCGCGGUCGGCCCGGCACGAUUGGUGUGUUGGAGGUAUUAUUUUCGCCCGCUGUAGAGCGAUAUGGCAUUGGGUUGCGCGCUGGUCCCUUCUCGUUGCGCACCACAACGGGUCCGGCUCGAAGCGAGGAAAAAGAAAGCCCUAACAGCACACAGACGGACACGGCUCGUCGCACGCCAAUUUUUAUUGAUGGCUCGUGGUGUGUGCCAGUGGGGCCUAUGUUACCUGAUUUCCUUGCCACGGCGCUCCCAUCGUCGUUGCAUCUUUCUGUUGCCCUGCAGCACCCAAUGGGCAGUGCGGAGGGCGAUACUUUAGCAUCGUUGUGUUUUCACAGUAAACCGCACGAGCGUUAUGAGGACACUUUUCAUUUCCUUGUGGUGCAGACCCUCAUUUCAAGCAACCGGCUGUCGCAUUCUGCAAAUGAAAUAGCAAGGAGUCGAAGUACACUCUUUUCAGGCGAUGUGAGCUGGCGGGAUUUGGGUACAUUGAUUGGGGUAAGUAAGUCGUUUGGAAACGGUCUUUUCCGUCUGAGUGCCUCCUCGAUGAUGCACGAUGGCGAAAUGGACUAUGAGGCCGCGAUGAUGUUGGACGCAACGCCCGCCUUUGCCAAUCAGACACAGUUUAAAGUUGGGAUUAAUAAGGUUGGUUGUAUUGGCAUCGGUAUUGCCACAAAAAUUUUUGAGGGUCUCCAGCUGACGCUAGGCGUACAUCACUUGCGCAGGUCCGGCACGCGAUUUGGACUUGAGAUAGCAAUUUAG
Trypanosoma cruzi is the source of this 1170-nucleotide messenger RNA. RefSeq lists its product as uncharacterized. The coding region runs from base 1 to 1170 and encodes 389 amino acids. NCBI's taxonomy places the organism in Eukaryota, Euglenozoa, Kinetoplastea, Trypanosomatida, Trypanosomatidae. The record is from RefSeq and is a predicted model, not a curated record. The transcript has a single exon.